AUGCAUGAGGUCGUCACCUUACAGCUAGGCCAGCGUGCCAACUAUCUGUCAACACAUUUCUGGAAUCUUCAGGAAUCAUAUUUCACAUACAAUGAGAGCGAAGAAACUCCCAUUGACCAUGAUGUUCAUUUCCGACCUGGUGUGGGAGCUGAUGGCUCAGAAACCUACACUCCUCGAACUGUCAUCUAUGAUCUAAAAGGCGGGUUUGGCACUCUCCGGCAAUACAAUGCGCUUUAUGAAAUGUCCGAGAACGCCGUGAGCGGACAGGGCCUUUGGGAUGGACUAGAAGUUGUGCAAAGGCAAACUCCUAUUCAACCGAGUGAAUAUCAAAAAAGUUUAGAUUUGGGCACUCCUACACCCCGACUAACAUCUGACACCGUGCGCUACUGGUCUGACUACAACAGAGUCUUUUACCAUCCGCGAUCCAUUGUGCAGCUGAAUGAGUACGAGCUCAAUUCCCAGAUCAUGCCUUUUGAGGACUGGAAUGCCGGCGAAGAACUCUUUAAUGAUCUUGAUAAGGAACACGAUCUCCUUGACCGAGACGUCAGACCGUUUGCAGAAGAGUGUGAUCAAAUGCGAGCAAUCCAGAUAUUCUCUGGGGCCGAUGAUGCUUGGGGUGGCUUUGCAGCACGGUAUAUCGACCGCUUGCGGGAUGAGUAUGGAAAGAAGAGCGUAUGGGUGUGGGCCAUCGAGGAUGGCACCCGAGUUCAACGGCAUCAACAAAUGAAAAAGGAUGUGAACAAGGCCAAAUCGCUGUACUCGAUCUCGCCACAGGCCAGUCUUUAUGUACCGAUCGUUGAUAUUCCAUCGAGACUUCCAAGCUACAUCAAUGUAGACCGACACUCCCAGUGGCAGACCACCGCCCUAAUUAGCGCAGCUCUUGAGACUAUCACCCUGCCGUCCCGUCUACGGCCAUACCAUGACUUUGAAGCCUCCCUAGCUGGCGAUGACGGAAGACACACAAUUUAUGAGCUGCAGUGUUCCAUAAACCCACAGGAUCGAGAUGACAAAUCACCAACAGAGGAAGAGGGAAGACCCAAGGCCCAAUCUGAGUUCGACAUUGACUUCAGCUACGGAGACGGUGAUGACAAAAAUGCGCAUAUUUUCAACCAGGUCCAGGUGACUCGCGGACACGAGCGUGGAAAUUCUACAGAACCAAAACAAGAGGAGCUUGGUCACAUUCGUAAACUUCGAUUGUACAAUUCCGAAGCUAUGCUUCAAAGCUAUCAUACUCCGCUUCGCAUGCCCAUGCUUGAUAGUUUCCCGCACGAUCUCUACCCAACAUUCAAGUCCAACGAAGGUCUCAGCGUCUUUGCCGCAUUGACCUCUUCAACCCGGACAGCACAAAGAAUUAAGUCUAUCGAGGCCACCACUGCCCGUAUGCUAUCCGUCGACGAGCGGGAGAAUAUGAUGAAUGGAUUGGGCGAGAUCAGGGAAGUCUAUGAGACUGGUUGGGAUAGUGGAUCCGAUGAUGAUUCUGAUUAG
Molecule: messenger RNA, 1485 nt
Organism: Penicillium pulvis
Lineage: Eukaryota; Fungi; Ascomycota; Eurotiomycetes; Eurotiales; Aspergillaceae
Product: misato family protein
Exons: 5
Coding region: 1-1485 (494 amino acids)
Biological process (GO): mitochondrion distribution
Cellular component (GO): cytoplasm
Source: RefSeq, a predicted model, not a curated record